UCGAGGGGAAAUGAUCUGGAACGAAAUGAGAGGCACAGUAACGGACAUUCCACAAGAUGGCAGCAGCGAAGCGCCGCUGCGGUAAAACACCAAUGAACAAGAUUAUCCAAGAUGGCGAUAUUUGCGUGGCUGCUUCAUAAUUCCCCUUGCAACAAACUCUUCUCCUGGUGGCAUUUGGCUCCCCACCACUCCCCAACUUUGUCAAGAUAUUUUUAAUAACAGCUAUGUGAACACGGCAUCGAGAAAACUCUGGAUUGCAUUCAAGAUCUGAACUUGGAUAGCGUGACUUCCACCAAUUAGCCAGUGAAAUGAGUUCUUCAGAAGAGUUGAAACCGAAGGACACAGACAGCAGCAGAUCCCACCAGUGUCCGAAGUGUAGGAAAUCUUUUAGUCGGAUUUGCAGUCUAAGGAGACAUGAACUCACUCACACAGCGGAGAAACUGUACACCUGUGAACAAUGUGGCAUCAGUUUCAGCCAACUAACAGUCUACAAUAGACACUUGGAGACACAUACUGAAGAAACUACAUUCUGCUGUGAACAAUGUGAAAGGCAUUUCAGUGACCAGAGUUCAUAUAGAAAACACCUGCGCGACCACACUGGACCAUACCAGUGUGACCAGUGUGAAAAGACCUUCAGUUACUUCAGUAUUUACAAGAUACACAUGCGUGUCCACACUAAAGAAAAGCCAUACAGCUGUGAUCAGUGUCCGAAAACGUUUAGCUUUUUAAGUUCAUACAAGCGGCACCAGCUGAGCCACACCGGAGAGAAGCCGUACCAGUGUGACUUUUGUGGAAAGAGUUUUACGCAGUCCGGGCAUUUCAGUCUGCAUCUGCGUAACCACACUGGAGAGAAACCAUACGAGUGUGACCAAUGCGAAAAGAGUUUCAGUGACCUAAGUAGUUACAAGAUACACCUGCGUGUUCACUCAGGGGAGAAACCAUACUGCUGUAAUCAGUGCGGGAGAAGUUUCUCUCAGUUGGGUAAUUACAAAUCACAUUUGCGUAUCCACACCGGGGAAAAACCUUUCCGCUGUGAACUAUGCGAUAAAAGCUUCUCAAUUUCCAAAACGUAUAAACAACAUGUGCGUACGCACACGGGGGAGAAGCCUUACCAGUGCAAAGAAUGUGGGAAAGGUUUUGGUCGUCUAAGUAAUUACAUGCGUCACCUUCGUGUCCACACGGGAGAGCAACCGUACAGCUGUGACCAAUGCGGGAAAUCUUUCAAUAGUUCAUAUAGUUACAGCCGGCACCUGCGUGUGCACACUGGAGAGAAACCGUACUGGUGUUCACACUGCAAGAGACUAUUUACGCGAUCUCAGUCCUUGAAGAAACACCGCUGUAUUGCAAUAGAUGAAGACUACAUGGAUGAGCGAAUGGAUAACAGUCCAACGGUGUGUAAGAAAGAAGCACAACUGAGUUGCUCACCAACAAAUGACGACCAACAAACAACAACAAAAUAAGCUACUGCACGGUUACAGUCGCUAGGGGGUGUGUCGCAAGUGUGGCUUUGUUUGUGUUGGUAAUAGUUUUUAGCAAACAGUGGAGCCUUAUUACACAGACGAAUAAGGUAAGGCUUUGUGUACACUCAAUAACUAAGAAUAUAUACUAAUUGUUGUUUUCGUUCUUUUCAUGGAACUUUUCUUCAAGUAAUCUAAAAUACAUCAGCAAACGUACUUAAAUCAUGUCUCUUUUCUGCAUACUUUUAAGUUAGAGUUGGAAAAAAAUAAGUUUUUAUGUGUAUGGCACAUUUCUUACAAGACAUGCAGCCCAAAGAGCUUUGAAGUAAAACGAAUUCAUCAAAAACAAUGUUAAAAAGUGAGUUGAGUCACGUUAUCCUGAAUCAUCUUUUUGAAAAGCUGUUUUUUUAAACCAUCAACUAUUUAAGUAAAAUACUAGCUUUCUAAUUGUGAAACACCAAGCCCAUGUUAACAUUUGAUAUCAUAAUGUGACACUAAUUUUCAUAAUUAGGAUUUUUUUGAGACUCAGCCUCAUUGAUGCCUGUCAAAGGUUUAAUUAUGUCAUUCUAAUUUUAAAAGCAGUCAAUUACCUGAAACACAUCAGCUAAUACUUAAAACACUUCAAUAUUGACUGACUUGUACUUGUGUAUAUUAUACUAUGUGGUGCUUUUCUGUACAUAGUGGCUGACAAAUUAAGUAAUAAAUGGAAUAUAUUAACAAUUGAUGGAAUACUCUUGUUUGAAAUAAUGGUUUUAAUUGCAUGUGCAAUUUUUCAUUCAUUUAUUUACCUACAUUUUUUGAUAAUUUAUGAUACACCGACUUGACUAAACUAUUAAAUUGCGUCAUGUCUUAUCGUUCUUACUGGAACUCGGCUCUUAUUAUUCAAUAAAAUCCCCUGCAUUCA
Gasterosteus aculeatus aculeatus (three-spined stickleback) is the source of this 2361-nucleotide messenger RNA. The record is from RefSeq and is a predicted model, not a curated record. NCBI's taxonomy places the organism in Eukaryota, Metazoa, Chordata, Actinopteri, Perciformes, Gasterosteidae.